Melampsora larici-populina 98AG31 is the source of this 1617-nucleotide messenger RNA. RefSeq lists its product as uncharacterized. The transcript has 5 exons. Lineage: Eukaryota; Fungi; Basidiomycota; Pucciniomycetes; Pucciniales; Melampsoraceae. Bases 1 to 1617 code for a protein of 538 amino acids. The record is from RefSeq and is a predicted model, not a curated record.
AUGCACAAGAGCAACCUUGUUCGAGCGGACGUUUUACUUCAAGAGACUGUUCAAACGCCCUCAGAGUUGAACCACAAAACAAAAAGUCCUACAGAUACUCGAGGUGGCGAUUCAAGUACAGAUGAGGGUUCUCCGAUGCUUCCAAUAAUUGUACUUCUUAAAGAUUCAGUCGAAAUUAUGAACUACAACAUAAGGAGCCGCUGUGGGUUGGGCCAUCCCCAUCGACCAAAUCCAGUUGACUUGGAUGGGAAUUUCACAGAUUUUGCUAAUAAGAUGGUUGCCAACAAUUUGAUCAAGGUUGAAUAUGAGCCCUUUGCAUCAGCUUUCCAGAGUCUUUCCUCUUCUUCUGAAGUUGCUGAUGGAUUUCGAUCCCACCGCUCAGCCAGGUCUGUUGCCGAAGCUAGCAAAGGAAUUCACAAAUUCAGAUCACGGUCACCCAGUCGUGGUUUGCAAAAUCCUGUUUCUGCAACUUCCGAUCAACUUCAAUCCCUACCAUUAAGGCUUCAAAGUCAAUCGGCAUCAAUCCAAAGCUUUCGAGAUCCUGUUGCUUCCACUGCCAAUCAGCUUCAAUCAAUAGGACCAAGACACAGCUCAAAGUACUCUGCUUUUGGGGUUCACAAGACACAGCAUCAAAGCCGAUUGGCAUCAGUAAAGAAAACCUUUUUGGAUCCUGCUUCCGGUGCUGCUAUUCCAUCAGAACGACGCUCUCCUUUUGAACCUGGCAAGAAAAGACAUCACUUCGCUCCAUACCCACCUCAUAGCACUCAACAUCGCACUACUGAAUUUGGCAACCGAAUGCAAACUUCUGCUUCUAGAGACAUCAACCAAUUUAGAUCACCACCAUCCAUUUUUGCGACCGGAACAUCUGAUUCAAAAGAUCUUGCUUCUGAAGUUACCUAUAAACUUCAAUCACACGUUUUGGAGAAAUCUGCUUCAUAUUCUGGAAAGAAACAGCAUCAAUCUAGAUCUCUGUCGCGUAAUCACAAUCUUGAAAAGUCGAAUUCAAUCUCUACCCAAGAAAUAGAUCAUUUAUAUGACCCAUCACCACGACUUCAGAAUUCCGGAGCAUUCUAUGAUUACCCGCCUUCGCCAAGGUACAAGGCUAUCUCGUCCUCUCCUUCAGCCGUCUCAAAGAUACCUCAAUCUCAAUCACCACUACCAGCCCUUGCCUUGGAAGAUUCUUCUUCUGAUGCGGAGACCGUAAUGGCUAUAUCAAAACCUCUAUCACAAACAAAUGAUUCAAAAAUCUCCAGUUCGUUAGUACCUGGAUUGCUUCAGCAAAGAUGCCCUCAAAAAACAUCAAUUUCUCGAAAAGGUCUCACAUAUGAGGGUAAUGUUCCUUCAGCGGCACCAGCUACACAACCUCAAGGAUCCAAUGCUGAAGAAAAAAUAGAAAAUUUCAUACCAUCCAUCUUGAACUGCCACUGUAGAUUUUCAACCAUGCGGUCUAUUUUGACAAGUGGAAUUGGUCCCCUUGAAAAGUUGCUUAAAGAUAACACGUGCAAUGGAUACAUGUAUAAGGAAACUGCUCAUAUCUUUUUCAGAAUGUUUGAAGAAGUAAGAAUGGUGCAAGAUUGUGUUGAACAUGUUCACAACUGUCCAAAUUCAGUGAGCUGA